AUGUGCAUGUGUACGUGUGCACUUGGGUGGGGGCCAGACAGAGCCUUGAAGCAGCCACCCGGCAGAUGUCGUCAGCGUUUCUCUUUUUUUCCCCAUGCAGUUAACAAGCACAAGCCCUGGCUGGAGCCCACCUACCACGGCAUAGUCACGGAGAAUGACAACACGGUGCUGCUCGACCCCCCCCUCAUCGCCCUGGAUAAAGACUCACCACUGCGAUUUGCAGAGAGUUUUGAGGUGACAGUCACCAAAGAAGGUGAGAUUUGUGGCUUUAAAAUUCACGGGCAGAAUGUCCCCUUUGACGCUGUGGUCGUGGAUGAGUCCACGGGCGAGGGAGUGAUCCGCUCCACGGGGAAGCUGGACUGUGAACGACAGAAAGACUACACGUUCACCGUGCAGGCCUACGACUGCGGGAAGGGACCCGACGGCGCUGGGGUGAAGAAAUCGCACAAAGCGACCGUGCACAUCCAGGUGAACGACGUGAACGAGUACGCGCCCGUGUUCAAGGAGAAGUCGUACAAGGCAGCCGUGGUGGAGGGGAAACAGCACGGCAGCAGCAUCCUCAGGGUGGAGGCCGUGGAUGCAGACUGCUCCCCUCAGUUCAGCCAGAUCUGCAGCUACGAGAUUCUCACCCCAGACGUGCCGUUCACUGUAGACAAAGACGGUUAUAUUAAAAACACAGAGAAGCUGAACUACGGCAAAGAGCAUCAGUAUAAGCUCACGGUCACGGCCUACGACUGUGGGAAGAAGAGGGCCGCAGAGGACGUGCUAGUGAAGAUCAGCGUCAAGCCAACCUGCACCCCUGGGUGGCAAGGCUGGAACAACAGGAUUGAAUAUGAGCCCGGCACGGGGGCACUGGCUGUCUUCCCAAGCAUCCACUUGGAGACCUGUGAUGAGCCUGUCGCCUCAGUGCAGGCCACAGUGGAGCUGGAGACCCGCCACAUAGGGAAAGGCUGCGACCGAGACACCUACUCAGAGAAGUCCCUUCACCAGCUCUGUGGGGCUGCUGCUGGCACCUCGGAGCUACUUCCUUCCCCCAGUAGCUCCUUGAACUGGACUGUUGGCCUCCCCACUGACAACGGCCACGACAGCGACCAGGUCUUUGAAUUCAAUGGCACGCAGGCGGUGAGGAUCCCGGACGGCGUCGUGUCCCUCGACCCUAAAGAGCCUUUUACAAUUUCUGUGUGGAUGCGGCACGGGCCUUUUGGCCGGAAGAAGGAGACAAUUCUCUGCAGCUCAGACAAAACAGAUAUGAACCGACACCAUUACUCACUCUAUGUCCAUGGGUGCAGACUGAUUUUCCUCCUCCGUCAGGACCCGUCUGAGGAGAAGAAAUACAGGCCUGCAGAGUUCCACUGGAAGUUGAACCAGGUCUGUGAUGAGGACUGGCACCACUUUGUCCUCAACGUGGACUUCCCAAGUGUGACUCUGUAUGUGGACGGCGUCUCUCACGAGCCCUUCUCUGUGACAGAAGACUACCCGCUUCAUCCCGCCAAGAUAGAGACUCAGCUUGUGGUCGGAGCUUGCUGGCAAGAGUAUUCAGGAGUCGAAAGUGGCAAUGAGACCGAGCCUGUGACUAUGGCCUCUGCAGGUGGUGACCUGCACAUGACACAGUUUUUCCGAGGUAACCUGGCUGGCCUCACAGUCCGUUCUGGGAAACUGGCAGAUAAGAAGGUGAUUGACUGUCUCUACACCUGCAAGGAGGGACUGGACCUGCAGAUCCCUGAGGGCGGCAGCAGAGGAGUGCAGAUCCAAGCCGGCUCCAGCCAGGCGGUGCUGACCUUGGAGGGAGAUGACGUCGGAGAGCUGGAUCAGGCCAUGCAGCGCGUGUCCUACCUGAACUCAAGGCAGUUCCCCACGCCGGGCCUCCGCAGGCUCAGAAUCACCAGCACGGUCAAGUGUUUUAAUGAGGCGGCUUGCAUUGAGAUUCCUCCAGUUGAAGGCUACGUGAUGGUUUUGCAGCCAGAAGAACCCAAGAUCAGCCUGAGCGGGGUCCACCACUUUGCCCGGGCGGCUUCUGAGUUUGAGAGCCCAGAGGGCGUUUCCCUCUUCCCUGAGCUUCGAAUCAUCAGCACGAUCACCAGAGAAGUGGAGCCAGAGGGGGAUGGGGCUGAGGACCCCACAGUGCAAGAGUCCCUGGUGUCGGAGGAAAUUGUGCAUGACCUGGACACCUGCGAGGUCAUGGUGGAAGGGGACGAGCUGAACCCAGAGCAGGAGAGCCUGGAGGUGGACAUGGCCCGCCUCCAGCAGAAGGGCAUCGAAGUGAGCCGCUCUGACGUGGGCGUGGUCUUUACAGGCGUGGACACCAUGGCUAGCUAUGAGGAGGUUUUGCACCUCCUGCGCUAUCGGAAUUGGCAUACCAGGUCCCUGCUUGACAGGAAGUUCAAGCUCAUUUGCUCAGAACUAAAUGGUCGCUACCUCAGCAAUGAAUUCAAGGUGGAGGUGAAUGUCAUCCACACAGCCAACCCUGUGGAACACACCAAUCACAUGGCUGCCCAGCCGCAGUUCGUCCACCCUGAACAUCGGUCCUUUGUUGACCUGUCUGGACACAACCUGGCCAAUCCUCACCCGUUUGCAGUUGUCCCCAGCACGGCGACAGUUGUGAUUGUGGUGUGCGUCAGCUUCCUGGUCUUCAUGAUCAUCCUGGGCGUGUUUCGGAUCCGAGCUGCACAUCAGAGAACGAUGAGGGACCAGGACACCGGGAAGGAGAACGAGAUGGAUUGGGACGACUCUGCCUUGACCAUCACUGUCAACCCCAUGGAGACGUACGAGGACCAACACAGCAGUGAAGAGGAGGAGGAGGAAGAGGAGGAAGAGGAGAGUGAGGAUGGGGAGGAGGAGGAGGAUAUCACCAGUGCAGAGUCGGAGAGCAGCGAGGAGGAGGAAGGCGGCCCUGGGGACGGCCAGAACGCUACCCGACAGCAGCAGCUGGAAUGGGAUGACUCGACACUCAGCUACUAAGAUACACGCCUCAACACCUGCCCUCCCCGAACUCUGUCCUAGCCAUCCCCCAGCCCACGGGUCCACGAUGUACAAAAUCAUUUCGGCCAGCAGGUCUGCAGACCCCUCUCCCUCCCUUUGCUGAAUGUCAGCCUGUGCUUGGUGUGUGGGACCACAGGCUCUGCCUUCCGCCCUCCCUGCCCAUCAUCACACUUGUAGUUUUUCUAGGAGCUGGCCCCCACCCCAGCGUCAGUCAGGGAGUGGACACCAGCACCUCGACCCUCCAGAAUCUGCAGUCAGUGGACUUGAUGACAAAGGGUAACAGUUACUCCCACUCAGUAAUCAUUUCUC
Messenger RNA from Acomys russatus (golden spiny mouse), 3288 nucleotides. RefSeq names its product calsyntenin 1 (gene Clstn1). NCBI's taxonomy places the organism in Eukaryota, Metazoa, Chordata, Mammalia, Rodentia, Muridae. Gene Ontology annotation, cellular component: cell surface; postsynaptic membrane. Bases 1 to 2958 code for a protein of 985 amino acids. Gene Ontology annotation, molecular function: X11-like protein binding; calcium ion binding; kinesin binding. The record is from RefSeq and is a predicted model, not a curated record. Gene Ontology annotation, biological process: positive regulation of synaptic transmission; positive regulation of synapse assembly; homophilic cell-cell adhesion. The transcript has 18 exons.